This is a messenger RNA of Sorex araneus (European shrew), 3749 nucleotides long. RefSeq names its product myelin protein zero like 3 (gene MPZL3). The record is from RefSeq and is a predicted model, not a curated record. Bases 179 to 1042 code for a protein of 287 amino acids. Gene Ontology annotation, cellular component: membrane. NCBI's taxonomy places the organism in Eukaryota, Metazoa, Chordata, Mammalia, Eulipotyphla, Soricidae. The transcript is spliced from 6 exons.
CCAGGCACAGAUUCUCCAGGAAAGUGGGUAAUUCUGAUCCGGAAUGAUUCCCCAGGAGCCCUAAGUUUAUAACAACAGAUUUUAAGAGGAAAAAGACUUCUGGAAGACCGGGGAACCAAAAAAACAAGCAAACAAACAAACAAACCAGCCAGCAGUCGACUUCACUUUCAAGGAAAAGAUGCAGAUGCGGGUCGGGGAGGCAACCCAGGUGUGGCUCUGCAAGGACCUCGGCGUCGCUACGGCAACCCGGGCUGCGUCACUUCCGGCGUUACCUGUGGCGUUCCGGGGAGCCGUAAACAAGGUGUGCGAGCGCCGGAGAGCUGUCGGGAUGCAGCAGAGCGGAGCGGCUGGAGGCCGUGGCUGCGCGCUCUGGCCCCUGCUGGCGGUUUUGUUCUGCCCCGGUGCUCACGUGGUCCUUUCCUUGGAGAUCAAAGUGGAUGCCCACGUCCGGGGUUACGUGGGAGAAAAGAUCAAGCUGCGAUGCACCUUCAAGUCGACGGCGUCGGUCAGUGACAAGCUCACCAUAGACUGGACGUACCGCCCGCCCAGCAGCAGCCGCACGGAAUCAGCAAGUAUUUUUCAUUACCAGUCUUUCCAGUACCCAACCACAGCAGGCACAUUCCGGGACCGAAUUUCCUGGGCUGGAGAUGUGUACAAAGGGGACGCAUCUAUAAGCAUCAGCAACCCGACCCUCAAGGACAACGGGACGUUCAGCUGCGCCGUCAAGAACCCCCCAGACGUGCACCAUAAUAUCCCAGUGACGGAGCUGACAGUCACAGAACGGGGCUUUGGCACCAUGCUCUCCUCUGUGGCCCUGCUCUCCAUCCUCGUCUUCAUCCCCUCGGCCGUGGUGGUCGUCCUGCUGCUCGUGCGGAUGGGGCGGAAGUCUGCGGGGCUGAAGAAGAGGAGCAAGUCCGGCUACAAGAAGUCCUCGAUCGAGGUUUCCGAUGACACUGACCAGGAGGAGGAGCAUGACUGCAUGGCCCGCCUCUGUGUUCGCUGCGUCGAGUGCCUGGACUCAGACUACGAAGAGACCUACUGAUCAGCGCCCCCUGCCCGAGGAAGAGACCCCUGCUCCCGGGACUUGCACCCUGUCUGAUGUCUCCAAGAAGCAGAGUGGGCCUGGCCCCAGCAGUGGCGGACCCCAGGGGUCACCAGCAAAGACUCACCGUGUAUUUAUUGAAGAAGUUUUCUUCUCGUAUUUAUAAACUCUUCGAAAGUGCUCAGAAGAGACAAAGCCUGACCCUUCUGGGUAACUCAUCUUUGACCUGAAGGGAGGAAUCCUCCUUCUGCCCCGAAGGGUGCCGUUUGUUUUGGCUUUGCCCUUGAAUGCAUGCCAUGAUUUCUCCCCAUGAUGCCAGCGAGGACCCUGCACAGGCCGCGCUGCUGGUGCCAAUGUCCUGUGUGUCUCUUUGUUACAAAGUGGAGCAUGUUGCUUCCUGACGUGCUGCCAAACACGUUUGCUUGGGGAAAAGUAUUCUUUGUCAUGUGCCCCUUGCACAUGGGCCGCCGUGAACAAGCGAGUGUGCCUCGCACCGUGUCCCCGUGAGUCCGCAGGGAGCGCUCAACCUGUCUCCUUGGGCUCUGCGGGAUUCAGCAGGCCAGUGGCUUGACUGAGCUUUAAAAGUGUUAUGUAUCAUUAAUGGACUAUGAAGGAAAGCGCGGGGGGAUUCUUUCUGUCUCAUUGGGUGCAGUUUAUUUUUCUGUCUUCCAUUUGCCCUGCUGUCUGGUUUCCUUCUUGACUUUUCAAAUAACAGGCAAGAAAAACUCUCUGAAAGUUCUCAAGGGGCGACUAGUAUAUUUAACCAAAACUUUUUUUUUCUAGUUUGGCGUAAACAAAGGUAUUUACUAGUGGUUCUUGCACAAUAUUGAGAAUAGGGAAGUAAAGCUGUACUUCUCCCUUCUGUCCUUACAAGACCUUCUGUCCGCUUUCUGCCCUUUUCUAGAGCCAUAUAUUCCAGAUUUUAAGGGGCUGGAAAUUACCUACGAACCCCUAAAGUAGGUGUGACAUGUGAGGAAAGACAGACAGCAGAGUCCCCAGGAUAGGGUGGUGGGGGUCGCUCUCCAGGCCCGAGUCAUGAACUCCCCUCUCCUCAUGCCUUGGUGUUCGCAGCAAGACUGUCCUGUCCCUGGUAGUUCUCAGGGUUCCCUGGAAACAUUAGGGGCUAGACAGAUAGUACAGCAGGCAGGGUGCUUGCCUUACACGUGGUUGACCUGGGUUCUUUCCCCGGCACCCCAUAUAGUCCCCCACGCAUCCUCUGAAAUGACUGCUGAGCACUGCUGGGUAUGACUCCCCCCCCAAAAAAAAACCCCAAUAACAUGUAAUAGCAACAUACACUAUAUAUGUUAUCCAAAAAUCAUGGAUUUGUUUAUUUUUUUGCCUCGGUCUAUUUAAAAACUUGAUGGAAUCCAUUGCCAAGAUUUUGCGUGGCCUCCCUGGUUAGCCUGGCCCAGAGAGUAGAGUCAGGUUCCUUGGCCAAGUCUCCCGACUUCUUGUCCUGUUAGCAACAGAAAGAGGCUGAGCUUGUCACCGUUGGCAGUUUGCAGCCCUGGUGGUUAAACCUCAUCCACUUGGCCUACUUGUCAGUAUGUGGUUGCCUGUGGACCAACCCAGUGAGACCACUUCCCGCAGUUCCACUGAGAGCUUGAGCACCAAGCUCACGGACAUCAGCAGCUGGAGACCUAACUGCUAAGCCUUUGCAUGUGUGUUCUCCUGAGAAAGAUUCUGGGAACCUGAUGAAAGCCACAUCCCACGGAAUGGGGAACCAGUUUUGACAGCUGCUUCCUCACUUAGGCACGCUUGGGGGCUACAUCGGGAGGCGUAUUUAAUGCUGAUGCCAUGGUUUGCAUCCGGGUCUGUAGCCUGGAUCAUGAUUUGAUGCAGUUCCUUUCUUUUCACAUACCAGAACAACUGAGUCCUUUCUGCGAGAACAGUAACGGCUAGUCUAGGGGCCUCUGGUCACCCCAGUUGUUGGCCCUGCUGUCCACUGCCUCCUGCAGCUCUGGUAGGGAAACCAAAUUUAGUUUUUUAAAAUCUGUCUUCAAAGAACCAUAGAGCAGUGUUCGGACACUUUUUUAAGAGGGAGAUAACUUUUUUUUUUUUUUAACCUACUGUCUUAACAUCUUCUAAGGUGCUAUUCUCACUUUCUCUUGCUGUUCCCCAAAUUCUGGUCACACUAGGCCAGCCUGUCGGACAAGGGGCUUUUCUUCUGAGACUAUGAAGUGAUAAAAAAAAAAAAAAACUUCUCAGAAUUGCACCUCUGGUAGCCAAAGCUCUGACUUCUGACGAUGCCACCUUUGGGUUUUGCGCAUCGAAACUUUUUGUAUUAUUACAAAAUGUGAAUUCAAAUAUGCUUCCUGAGGGCUUUAUGGAGGGACGUCUGCAGCUCCACGAAGCUCCCAAGCGGGACCCUUGCCACUUCCCACUGAAAAAACAAAACACCGAGCAAAUAAAAUAACACAGCAACAUCCAAACCUGCUGAAGGCCAGAUGUGGAACUGCAUAUUCGAGGAGCUACAAGAAGAAUCUCAGUGGGUGGCAAAACAAUCGUCUUCUUGCACCCCUGCAGCCAUGGAAAGGGGCAGCCCCUCGGUUGGGAGCUCAGUGUUGGCCCGUGGGACUAUUCCCGGCGGUGUCUCCCAGCCUCUGUCGCUGCAUUCCUUCUCGCAGGUGUGUGCACCGUUGGGAUGUGUGCACCCACACUGCAAGAUCUUGAGAUCUUUUAACACGAUUGUUAAUAAACUUCCUUG